Messenger RNA from Ziziphus jujuba (common jujube), 2712 nucleotides. RefSeq names its product alkaline/neutral invertase E, chloroplastic. Gene Ontology annotation, biological process: sucrose catabolic process. Bases 387 to 2354 code for a protein of 655 amino acids. NCBI's taxonomy places the organism in Eukaryota, Viridiplantae, Streptophyta, Magnoliopsida, Rosales, Rhamnaceae. The transcript is spliced from 8 exons. Gene Ontology annotation, cellular component: chloroplast. The record is from RefSeq and is a predicted model, not a curated record. Gene Ontology annotation, molecular function: endo-alpha-N-acetylgalactosaminidase activity; sucrose alpha-glucosidase activity.
CCCCAUUCGCUGCCUUCAACGACGCCGUCUGUUUGCUAUCGCGCCCAAGAAACCAGGAGAAACUCAAUCCCGUUUGCAACAACAAAAAAGUAGAAGGGAAAAGACACAUCCUGUUAGUCCAAAAUCCUCUUCAUUUCCGGAGAAAUUUUUCUGGGAAAGGAAAAAGUUAACAGAUUAUAACCCUAGACUUUGUUUUGUAUUCCCUGGUCGAAAUUUUGUUUUUGCCAAAUUAGCAGAAGGAAAUCUCCUACAAAGCUUGGUCAUGACUCAUGAUGAGUAUUUUCCAUGGUCCCUUAGCUAUUUGAAUCACCAAGUCAAAGUGUCAUCCUCUGAAAUAUUUAGUAUGGUGGCCAGGAAUUAAUCGAAUCUUGUCUACUUCGUGCCUAAUGGCUAGUUUGGAAGCUUUUGUGCAAGUUAUGUCCGGGACAUCGCCUAGCAUUUAUUGUUUUAAUCCAUGCUUUAGCAAUGUAAAUAGAGUAUUUUCUGUUCAAUCCGCUGUCAACAAUGUAAGAAGGAGAAGUUCGGUGGCAGAAAAAGUUCAUAGCAAUACAAGAACUUUACGGAAAGGCUUGAGGUUCAAUGCUGCAGAGGGUGGUUCAGAUGGUGUUUUUCAUGGAAAAACUGGAGUUAAUAGACUGGAGAAUAUGACGUGCAAAUGCCAACAGGCUGAAAGUGGUCGUGGGGUAACAGCUGAAGAUAAGAAUAGAAUAUUGUUUGGGGACGAACCAAAUAGACCAAUUCCAGUUCCUCAUAAUCCUAUAACUAGUUCACCUGAUAUUGAUGAAUUUAAGGUUGUUCAACAGCUGAAAAAUGAGAAUGGAGGCUUCACGUUAAAUGGUAAGCCACCUACAGCUGGAACAGUUCAAGAAAAAUUGGAAAACGUAAGGGCAAAUUCAAUUGAGGAUGAAGCAUGGAGUUUACUGCAAGAUUCCGUUGUUUAUUAUUGUAAUAAUCCAGUUGGAACUAUUGCUGCUAAUGACUCAAGCAGCACCAGUGUUCUGAAUUAUGAUCAAGUAUUUAUCCGUGACUUCAUACCUUCUGGGAUAGCUUUUCUUCUAAAGGGAGAGUAUGAUAUUGUGCGGAACUUCAUUCUUCACACCCUUCAAUUACAGAGCUGGGAGAAAACCAUGGAUUGUUAUAGUCCUGGUCAAGGAUUGAUGCCUGCCAGUUUUAAGGUUCGUACUGUUCCACUCGAUGGUGAUGAUUCUGCAACUGAAGAUGUCCUAGAUCCUGACUUUGGUGAAGCUGCAAUUGGUCGUGUUGCUCCAGUUGAUUCUGGAUUGUGGUGGAUUAUACUAUUACGAGCAUACGGAAAAUGCUCUGGAGAUCUUUCAGUGCAGGAGAGAGUUGAUGUACAAACAGGGAUUAAAAUGAUUCUAAAGCUGUGUCUUGCUGAUGGUUUUGAUAUGUUCCCUACUUUAUUGGUCACAGAUGGUUCUUGCAUGAUAGAUCGACGAAUGGGAAUUCAUGGCCAUCCUCUGGAAAUUCAGGCGCUGUUUUAUUCAGCAUUACUUUCUGCACGUGAGAUGCUUGCUCCUGAGGAUGCAUCAGCUGACCUUAUACAAGCACUUAACAAUCGUUUAGUUGCAUUAUCCUUCCACAUAAAAGAAUAUUAUUGGAUCGAUAUGAGAAAACUGAAUGAGAUUUACCGUUACAAGACAGAGGAAUACUCAUAUGAUGCUGUAAAUAAGUUCAAUAUCUAUCCAGAUCAGAUUCCUUCUUGGCUGGUGCAAUUUAUGCCUAGUAAAGGAGGUUAUUUGAUUGGAAACCUGCAGCCUGCUCAUAUGGACUUCCGUUUCUUUUCUCUUGGGAACUUAUGGUCUAUCGUAAGCAGCCUUGCAACACUGGAUCAGUCACAUGCCAUAUUGGAUCUUAUUGAAGCAAAAUGGGACGAACUAGUAGCAGACAUGCCACUCAAAAUAUGUUAUCCUGCUCUUGAAGAACAGGAAUGGCGUAUUAUCACAGGCAGUGAUCCCAAGAACACUCCUUGGUCUUACCACAAUGGAGGCUCUUGGCCAACAUUGCUCUGGCAACUCACAGUAGCAUCGAUAAAGAUGAAUAGGCCAGAAAUAGCCUUAAAGGCUGUCGAGACUGCUGAGAAACGCAUAUCUCGUGACAAGUGGCCUGAGUACUAUGACACCAAGAGGGCAAGAUUUAUUGGAAAGCAGUCACGGCUGUUUCAAACUUGGUCGAUUGCUGGAUAUCUUGUGGCGAAGCUUCUUCUUGCCAACCCAAGUGCCGCAAAGAUCCUUGUGAAUGAAGAAGAUUCAGAGCUUGCAAAUGCAUUCUCUUCCAUGAUCAGUGCAAGCCCCAGGAGGAAACGUGGAUGGAAAAAGAAGAGCUUCAUAGUUUGAUAUGUGUCUGAACCAAGGAAAUCUAUUUCGUAGACAGUUACAACUCUUUGUUUUCUAAAGCCACCGGGGAAUCAAGUAUAAUGAUGAGAUAGUUUUCAACAAGUUAUACCAUAGAAAACGAUGCUCAUAUUAUAAUGUACAGCAGCUGUGAAAUAGAACUUUGUGUGCUUUACCAAAGGAACAAGAUAAUAGAAGCACGGGAACGAGGUUUUAGUACCUAACUGAAGCAUUUGUGUAAAAUUGAUGUAUGUAGUAUUGGAAAUGAUAAUUAAUGUCCUUUCUGCUUUGGUUUGGACUUUGGAUAAUUUGCUUUUGUUUAUCUACGCACACAGGUUAAUAAAAAUAAUCUCAUUUCUCA